This is a messenger RNA of Macrosteles quadrilineatus (aster leafhopper), 1515 nucleotides long. RefSeq lists its product as uncharacterized. Bases 1 to 1515 code for a protein of 504 amino acids. The transcript is spliced from 4 exons. Gene Ontology annotation, biological process: DNA integration. Gene Ontology annotation, molecular function: nucleic acid binding. The record is from RefSeq and is a predicted model, not a curated record. NCBI's taxonomy places the organism in Eukaryota, Metazoa, Arthropoda, Insecta, Hemiptera, Cicadellidae.
AUGGGCUGCGCCAUGCGUGAUUCCGAUGCUUCAUCAGUGGGGAUUGGUUGCGCAAUUUUUCAUCGAUAUCCUAACGGAGAAGAGAAGCCGAUCGCGUAUGCUCCUAAAACACUGAACAAGGCAGAGCAAAAUUAUUCGCAAAUUGAACGAGAAGCUUUAGCUUUGAUUUAUGCUAUUAAAAAGUUCCGCAUCUACCUUUGGGGCACACAUUUUCUGAUCCAAACAGACCACAGACCUCUAUUAUCUAUAUUCGGAUCCAGCAAAGGAGUGCCAGUAACCACGUCUUGCAGAAUACAAAGUCGUUUGCCUUUCGAGGAAGAUGUCGAGUUUGACCAAGCCGAUGAGAGUUAUAGCACCGUAGUUGGAUUAAUAUUCUCAGGUAACAUAGAUUGUCUACCAGUCACGGCUAGAGAAAUCAGUGAAGAAACGUCGAAUGAUGUCACUCUUAAUCGGGUCAAAGAGUUUGUAUUAAGUGGGUGGCCAAACAAGACAGACAAUAUGGAGUUAAAACCCUAUGAGUCAAGGAAGAACGAGAUAUCCAUACAUGAGGGCUGCCUAAUGUGGGGGGUUAGAGCAAUUAUCCCAGAAAAGUUCAAGCAGAAAUUACUUAUGAACCUGCACGACACUCAUUUAGGAAUGGUAAAGAUGAAGGCGUUGGCCCGAGAUCGUUUUUGGUGGCCAUCGAUGGACAAUGACAUCGAAAACGUGGCAAGAACUUGUGCACUAUGCAACUUGUAUGCUGCAAGAGAACCACAGAGAAAGUUCCUCAGUAAUUGGCCGAGAUGCACUGACCCUUGGACCCGUAUACACUUCGACUUCGCUGGACCUUUCCUUAAUAGUGUUUUUCUUUUGGUCGUAGAUGCAUACUCCGGUUGGCCAGAAAUUAUCAAGUUGAACUCUAUGACGACUUCAGUAACAAUCAAACAAAUUAAGCUGUUAAUAUGCCGAUACGGAAUCCCUAAAACCAUAGUGACAGACAACGGACCCUGUUUUACUUCCGUAGAAUUUGCACAGUUUUGUAAAGCAUUUGGAAUCGACCACGUAACCACUCCACCUUACCAUCCGUGUUCCAACGGACAAGUUGAAAAAUACGUCGGUACCAUGAAACAGGCGUUGAGAAAACUUUGUCAAGAACAAUCCCCUAAAGGUUUGGAAGCUGACUUAAACAACUUUUUAUUUAAGUACAGGUUAACACCACACAUAACUUCUGGAAUGUCACCUUCUGAGUUGUUUUUAGGACGUCAGCUAAGAUGUAUCUUAGAUUUAGUUCAACCCCAAAAAGGAAGUCAGAUUAAAACAGAAGAGGAAGAAAAUAAAGAAGGUAAAACAAAAGAGAAAGAGAAUAAAGAAGGAGCCACUACUAGCCUAAAAAACUUCAAAAUAAAUGAACCUGUGUUUUGGGCAGAAACCAGAAACGGAAAUGUUGUGUGGAAACCCGGCGUAAUCUUGAAGAGACUAGGGCGAAACGUGUGGAAAGUUGAAGAUCACUUAGGCAUGAGCACAUGUAUGGAGUGA